Molecule: messenger RNA, 2863 nt
Organism: Amoebophrya sp. A120
Lineage: Eukaryota; Dinophyceae; Syndiniales; Amoebophryaceae
Source: the annotation of a GenBank genome assembly
AGGGAGGACCAGAGUUUGGUCAGGUUAACGAUCUCGUUGGCCUGUAGCUCUGCGACUAAUUCGGUAGGGUCAUCAUAGCCUCUCAAAAAGAACCUUUAGCUGUUCUUUUGCGACAAAAGAAGUGUCUUUAAAUCUUGGAUCGCGACAACCACAUUACCCCUUUUUUGUCAAGAUGGAAAAGUACCGCCGCAAAGCUCCCGUCAAGGAGGAGAAAUCCGCCGAUGACGAGAUCCGGGUAACCGCCAAGGGCCGCACCGCCACCUACGUGUCCUACGCGUCCAAGCUUUUCAACGAAAAGAACAUGGACGAGUAUAAUUCUUGCUGACGACAGAAUUUUUUUUCCGGCGUUGCUACUAUUUGGAAUUAAUUUUUGCUCUGUUUGGUUUGAACUUAAAGAUAUCUGACCUGUUGUUCGCAUUGGUAAACAGUCGUUCUUGCGAUUUAGAUUCCGCAAAGAAGCAGAACUACAAGAACAUGACCGAAUGAAAAACUAAAAUCCUAUUUCCACAACAUCACAGAUUCACCCUGAAGGCUACUGGUGCCGCACUCGCCACGGCCGUUACCGUUGCUGAGGUCGUGAAGCGCCGCUUUAAGGGGCUUCAUCAGAUCACCAAGCUCGGCUCCGUCGAGGUGGUCGAUGAGUGGGAACCGAUUGAGGAGGGACUCGACCCGGUAAAUAAUUUCUUCCAGACAUGAAUGUUUUUUGUUUGCAUCACGAGAGGAGGAAUACAUACCACCAAAGUAGGCAGUGCCUCUGAAGUCUAAAUGACCCUGCUGGUGGUCGCACCUAGUCGCCCACUUUGCACCGUUUUCCAACCGCGCGGUUUUCGUUUUUGUGACAGGAGGUGGAAAUGCAAACGACAAAAACAUAAAACAGGUUACCAACACGCGUAACGUCAGCUUCAUCGAGAUUACGUUGUCCAAAAAGGAACUGGACAAGAAGAACAUUGGAUACCAGGAGCCCAUUGACGAGUCCCUCGUUGAGGAAAUCGACCCGGAAGAGGUAUUUUGUUUUUGUUGUCUCAGCAUUCAUUAGCUGUAUAUGUCGGACAGUUACUCGCAGGCCAUAAGAGGCGAGCAAAGUGUUGUUCUUGUUGUUGUGGGCCGACAUCGACGAGCUCAAGCCAUAGAAAAUUUUGUGUUGUAGUACCACUCGGCACAGCGGAACUUGAUGAGAGUAGAGAGCUUGUGAGAGAUGCACGAUAGAGCGUAGUUAGACAUUCUAAAGAUUUGCGCUAGGUGUACACGCAGCCCUGGCAAAUUUAGAUUGUUACCUUGCUGUUCUCAAACAUUAUCCCCAAUCCCAAAAUCCAACAGAUGCUCCGUGGCGGCCCGCGUAAGGCUCGUGAGGAAGGCGAUGAGGAGGGAAAGAAGACCAAGAAGGGCAAGGGAAAGGGUAAGGGCAAGAAGGGAAGCAAGGGCAAAGGCAAGGGAAAGAAGGGAAAGGGUAAGGGAAAGAAGGGCAAGCGCAGCAAGAGCGCGAAUGACGACGAGGCAGAGGAAGAGUAGAUGAGAACUGGAGUUGUUGUGCUUCGGAAAAUAAAAUGAUUUUUGGUUUCACCCGACGAUACAUAGAGAAAAAGCUUUCUACGAUCGACAAUCCGAUUGCAGAUCUUGAGUUUGGUGAUUUCCUGUCGCUAGGAGAGGCCAUCCCAUCUUCUAGCGCGGGAGUUAUCCCUCGUUUUUCCUAGAAUCUUCGACGAUCUAAAAAGCAUUCUUGUCUCACCGAUACUUGAUUUUCGACUUCUUUCGAAAAUGAUUUAAACUCUUGUUCACAUAAACGCUUUGUUUUAUCAAUGACACUGAUGUCUCACUCUCACGCACUCUUUGUCGUUUAGAAAGUCAAAACUCUAAAAAAUUUGGAAGUUGGUACACAUUUUUACUAGAGGAGGGGGGCAAUGAGCUAGUUAAAUUCUGGUGCAUGUCUACUCGUCGUCCGCUUGCAGACCAGUUCUCGAUCUGUCAACACCUGUUGCGGAUCCACCCGGGGAGAAGCCUUCAACAGCGACGUGCUCCAGAGUUUUCUAGUUCAGAACCAGACUGCUACUUGUGCUUGUGCUACAACUAAAUCGAGACGAAACAAACCACACACAAAACGAACUCAAGCGCGAUGAGCAGCCAGAUUCAAGCGCGAAAGAGUGGUAGUGGCUUGCUAUGACAAGUUUAGGAUGGUGUAGAAGGAUGUUGUUAUUGAGUCUCCGACCACACUGCAAUUUGCGAUCAUUGUCAGCAGAUAUUUAGAAGUCUGAACACUUGUGACCCUACCGAAAAUGUAUCCGGAGUCCGAGGUGACCAGCUUUAUCAACCGCACCUCCCUACCAGGACUGCUGAGUGGUUUUGGAAUGUAUGCAGUUUAUGUCGGGGAAAUGCAGCAAGGCGCCUCGAAACUCCUUGUUGCUUUUUUCGUGUAAAUGAAGGGGCUGCUACUUUUUGAAAUCCCGGUCUGAAAGGUAGACGACGAUAAGCUCUCGGAAUUCAGUUACUCAUCUCACGAGGAUUUAGAAUUUAAAGAUAUCGUACGAAUCGCAGGAAAGCGGCCGGGAAUCGGAGCAUCAUUCAUGUUGUGUCCUUCUACUUUAUUUUCUAGUUGUAGUGUGCCCGCUAUUGAACCACCUGAACUACACACGAAGAAUCUGCGUCUGGCCGCUCUAUGGACUGUAACCACAAAAACCACUGGAUCAUCGGAAAAAGGAAGCAGAGCAGCUCAGAUAAUGUAUCCCUGCCCCGGGUACAGAAGAAGUAGCAGCAUUUUACACUUCCAAAAGAAAAAAACGAAACGCCGAAGCUUGUCACGGCACGAGUAUGUGGCAGCAUUCUUGGAAUUUUGGGAAUGUUCGCUGCGACUCUUAGGAGCCGAUGCGUU